CACCACCUUCCCUUUCUUCCUCCGCAAGAGCAGGGCCAGCUUCCUCCCUUGGCCUUUGAUUAUCAAACUGGAUUUGAUAUCAAGCGCGGAUCCGAAGGCCGCCGAGCUGAGCGACACUCCCCACCGAACAAACCCUAGCGUGGCCUGGCCUGACCUGAGCUGAGGCCCUUCCUGCUCGAUGGCCAACCCCUCCAUGGCGGCCGGCGGCGGGGUGCCGUGGGCGGAGGGGGUCCGGGCCGUCGGGGCCCAGAUCCGCAACCGCCUCCGCGUGGCGCCCGUCGACCGCCGCUGGCUCUGGCGCCGCCCCGAGGGCCGCGCCGCCUCCGACGCCGUCCGCCUCUGGUCCGACCGCCUCCGCGCCUUCCUGCAGCGGGACAAGCACAACCAGCAGCACCAGGGCCCCGACGCGGCGGCGGCGGCGGCCAGGCCCUCCUCCAGUGCCCUCAGGUUCUACAGGAAGAAAGUGGGCAAAGAAGUUAACGGGGUUGAAGACUCGGUGAUUUUCCGCUCGCUGCAAGCGCUGGCCGUUCCUCUUAUCGGGAAUGCUUGCCAUGUUUUUAUGCACGGCCUUAACUCUGUCCAGAUUUAUGGCGCAGAGAAACUUCAGCAGGCAUUACAAGAGAGGCCUAAAGACAAACCUCUUCUAACGGUCAGCAAUCACGUGGCUGCUAUGGAUGACCCUUUUGUAAUUGCCUCCCUUCUGCCACCGUCUGUUAUGUUGGAAGCACAAAAGCUGAGAUGGACACUAUGUGCGACUGAUCGUUGCUUUACAAAUCCAGUUCUGUCCACGUUCUUCAGGUCUGUUAAAGUGUUGCCUGUUAACCGUGGUGAAGGCAUCUACCAAAAGGGAAUGGAUAUGGCGCUCUCAAAGCUUAAUAAUGGUGGAUGGGUUCAUAUAUUUCCUGAAGGAAGUCGUUCAAAGGAUGGAGGGAAAACCAUUGCUCCUGCUAAGAGAGGUGUUGGAAGAUUGGUAAUGGAUGCUGACAGCUUACCGGUUGUUGUCCCCUUUGUCCAUACUGGGAUGCAGGACAUAAUGCCAGUCGGGAAGCGUAUCCCAAGAACAGGCAAAAGGGUGAUAGUGGUUGUUGGAGACCCAAUCAACUUUGAUGACCUGAUGGCUGACAACAGUAACGACUCCCAACAUAUUUCUAGAGGUGACUUGUAUGACAAAGUAACCGAAAGGAUUGGGCAGCGGCUGCAACAACUGAAGGUGGAAGUCGACAGAUUGGCGGCAGAGCAGAAGGCCGAGCUCCAAAACCGUUGCACAGCCGAUACAGUCAAUGACGGGUACAAGGUGUGGCAGCGGGUCGACUGGGAGUCCUUCGGCAUAGGAAACAUGCUGUCCUCAGCCGAACAUUCGUCGGCCCAAGAGCCGCCGAAGCAGAUCCAGCAUGAAGUGCUCCUGGCGGAACAAACUGUUUCUUCUCCAGCAACGCAAGCAGAGCCCGAGCCGCGCCUCGAGGAGGAACAGAGCAUUUUCUCUCCGAUAUCUCGUGACGCUGGCGUUCCGCACUGGUUCAGCCGCCACACGGACGCCUCUGAGCUCAUGGGGUUCGCCGCGCGUGGCCUGGUCAGGAAUGGCAGGUCCAUGCAGGAGGGGUACCGGCAGUGCCAGGAGCCGUCGGCGUUCAACGCCUGGUGGGAGGCUCAGACGAGCACCGCAAUGAUGCCCAGGUGGAGCACCGCUUGACCUAGGCCACCCUGAAGGGGGUGCCUUCUCCUUUGUACAGUUAUCCGACAAGGACGCCGACAUGAAUUUAGAUAGAUUGCUUUGUUUUCCUCGUGCUGGCAGUUUUGGAGCUAGUAUGAACGAACGAUGAACUGGACACCUUAAGUUAUCUUAGAGAAUAGAGAUGAUGUGAAAUUUCGAUAGCUGAAGUCAGGUUUGAUGUAAGCGAUGUCGGCUUCUUUAUGUGCAAGAACUAGGGAGCUCUUUGAGAUGAA
This is a messenger RNA of Hordeum vulgare subsp. vulgare (domesticated barley), 1944 nucleotides long. RefSeq lists its product as uncharacterized. The record is from RefSeq and is a predicted model, not a curated record. Lineage: Eukaryota; Viridiplantae; Streptophyta; Magnoliopsida; Poales; Poaceae. The coding region runs from base 179 to 1690 and encodes 503 amino acids. Gene Ontology annotation, biological process: phospholipid metabolic process. The transcript is spliced from 7 exons.